This is a messenger RNA of Rotaria socialis, 1677 nucleotides long. The record is from the annotation of a GenBank genome assembly. Lineage: Eukaryota; Metazoa; Rotifera; Eurotatoria; Philodinida; Philodinidae.
AUGAAACGAGCUCUUGUGUCCUUAGUUCGUCAACGAGCACUUGCUCGUAGUGCUGAAUCAGCAAAAUUUCUCGGAUGUAAUCAUGUUUUUGCUGCAUCAUCAUCUCGAUUCAUGUCAACAACAUCAACACUCAAUGCUGCCCAUUCAGCACAAUCAACACCAGAAGUUUCCUCCAUUCUUGAACAAAAAAUUCUUGGCUAUCAAUCAAAACAAGAUCUCGAAGAAACGGGACGAGUCUUGACUAUUGGUGAUGGUAUUGCUCGUGUUUAUGGCUUAAAAAAUAUUCAAGCCGAAGAGAUGGUGGAAUUUUCUAGUGGCUUAAAGGGUAUGGCACUUAACUUGGAAGCUGAUAAUGUUGGUGUUGUCGUUUUUGGUAACGAUCGAUUGAUUAAAGAAGGUGAUAUUGUUAAACGAACAGGUGCCAUCGUCGAUGUACCCACUGGUGAUGAAUUACUUGGCCGAGUUGUUGAUGCUCUUGGUAAUCCAAUUGACGGCAAGGGUCCAUUGAAUACAAAAAAACGAGCUCGUGUUGGUAUUAAAGCACCCGGUAUUAUUCCACGUAUUUCCGUACGUGAACCUAUGCAAACGGGUAUGAAAGCUGUCGACAGUUUAGUACCCAUUGGUCGUGGUCAACGUGAGUUGAUUAUUGGCGAUCGUCAAACUGGCAAAACAGCUGUUGCUAUUGAUACAAUCAUUAAUCAAAAGCGUUUUAAUGAGGCCGGAGAUGAAAAGAAAAAACUUUACUGUAUUUAUGUUGCUAUUGGACAAAAACGUUCGACUGUCGCUCAACUCGUCAAACGACUUACUGAUGCCGACGCCAUGAAAUAUUCAGUUAUUGUUGCUGCUACGGCCUCUGAUGCAGCUCCAUUACAAUAUUUAGCACCCUAUUCUGGUUGUGCUAUGGGUGAACAUUUUCGCGAUACAGGUCGACAUGCCUUAAUCAUUUAUGAUGAUCUUUCCAAACAAGCUGUUGCUUAUCGUCAAAUGUCUUUAUUGUUACGUCGUCCACCAGGCCGUGAAGCUUAUCCAGGUGAUGUCUUCUAUCUUCACAGUCGUUUACUUGAACGUGCUGCUAAAAUGAAUGACAGUCAUGGCGGUGGUUCAUUGACAGCUUUACCUAUUAUUGAAACACAAGCUGGUGAUGUAUCGGCUUAUAUCCCAACCAAUGUCAUUUCAAUUACAGAUGGUCAAAUCUUUUUAGAAACUGAAUUAUUUUACAAAGGUAUUCGACCAGCUAUUAACGUAGGUCUAUCAGUAUCACGUGUCGGUAGUGCUGCCCAAACAAAAGCUAUGAAACAAGUGUCAGGCAAAAUGAAACUCGAAUUAGCUCAGUACCGUGAAGUCGCUGCUUUUGCCCAAUUUGGUUCAGAUCUUGAUGCAGCUACACAAUCAUUACUUAACCGUGGUGUUCGUCUCACUGAAUUACUUAAACAAGGACAAUAUGUACCAAUGGCUAUUGAAGAACAAGUCUGUGUAAUCUAUGCUGGUGUCCGUGGUCAUUUGGAUAAACUUGAUCCAUCGAAAAUUACCAAAUUCGAACAAGCCUUCUUACAACAUUUGAAAGGACAACAUAAAGAUAUUCUUGAAUCAGUUCGUUCCAAGAAUGAAAUUACUGCUGAAACGGAUGCUAAACUUAAAGAAAUUGUUCAAAAUUUUGUUGCUUCAUUCAAGGCCUAA